AUGCAGGUUCCAGCUGGAACGUCUCGUCAGAGUUACCCAGCUACCACCUAUCAGGACUUCAGCAACUGGGAGUCUCUAAUGAAAAUUAAAGAGGGGCUGCUAAGACAGAAAGAAAUAGUGAUUGAUCGGCAAAAGCAGCAAAUUAACAACUUAUGUCAGAAGAUAAGGGAGAAUGAAUUACGAGCUCAACAUGCAAGACUGAGCUACCUUGUGAACUGUGAAGAACCUUACAUGACUAAUUUGCAGCAACCCCAAUAUGAAAGCACACCACUACAACCUCACGUUUCAGAGCGAUCAGCAUCUCACCGUGAGGAGCUUGAGCGAAAGAUUGCAGCAGCUGAGAAUAAGGAAUUACAACUCAGUGAACUUGUAAAACAAAUUUCAAACAAAUCUAGUGAGGAGAAGAAGAAGAUGGAGGAGAAACUUAAAACUAGAGACCGAUAUAUUAAUAGCCUGAAAAAGAAAUGCCAGAAAGAAUCUGAGCAAAACAAAGAAAAACAGAGACGAAUUGAAACCCUAGAAAAAUAUCUGGCUGACCUGCCAACACUGGAUGACAUAGAAGGGCAGGCUAAACAGCUUCAAAUUCUAGAAGAGAAGAACAAGCAACUUCAAGAAACUAUGACUGAGUUAGAAAAGAAGCUUGGAGAGGCUCGAUCACAGUGCAGAGAGAGAGAAUUGCAACUGGUGUGCCAGAAGAAAAAGGAAAAAGAACUGGUCACAACAGUACAGAGUUUACAACAGAAAGUAGAAAAAUGCCUGGAAGAUGGUAUUCGCCUUCCCAUGUUGGACACAAAGCAGCUUCAGAGUGAGAACGAAUGCCUCAGAGAGAAGAAUGAGAAAGCCAGUAAGGUCAUAGACAAUCAACAAAAUCAGAUAGCAGGACUGAUUUCAGACAUGCAGUCUAUGCAAGAAAAGCUUUUGCAAGAAAAGCUGAUAGUUCAGAAGAUGACAAAUGAACUUGAAGAAAAAGAAAGGAAUAUAGAGCAGUUAAAUAAAACUCUCUCUGAAAACCAAAGACUGGUGGAGGAGAACGCCUGCCUGAAGGAGCAGAUGCGGGAGGUGGAGCAGUCCAGGCAGCCAGUAUCUGAGAAGAUGCCUAUAGCAGACCAGUUGUUCAAGGAAAUGUCCCACUGCUUGUUUGACUUGAAAGCACUGUGCAGUAUUCUUACCCAGAGAGCUCAGGGCAAGGAGCCGAACCUUUCCUUACUGCUGGGAAUCAGAUCGCUGAGCUGUUCAGCUGAAGAGAAUGAGAAUUACCACAGCACAGAAACCCUUUCGAAGAAGCUCUUGGACGUUUGUCAGCUACGAAAGGAUAUUGAUGAAUUAAGGACUAUAGUGUCGGACCGUUACGCUCAGGACAUGGGGGACAAUUGCAUUACUCAAUGACAACGUUUCAUCUGGUAUUAAAUGACUUAUUAAAUGCUGCUGUGUCACAGG
This is a messenger RNA of Merops nubicus (carmine bee-eater), 1437 nucleotides long. RefSeq names its product centrosomal protein 85kDa-like (gene CEP85L). The transcript has 10 exons. Gene Ontology annotation, cellular component: centrosome. The record is from RefSeq and is a predicted model, not a curated record. Bases 1 to 1386 code for a protein of 461 amino acids. NCBI's taxonomy places the organism in Eukaryota, Metazoa, Chordata, Aves, Coraciiformes, Meropidae.